AUGCCCCCCACCACCCACUCCCAAAACCCCCCAAAACAAACUACAAGUAUCACCCACGCCAAAAAAGCCACCCACACCUUCCUAACCACCCUCACCCACCCCCCCUCCCAAUCCUCCCCCCAAUCCAACCCCCUCUCCCCGCUCCUAAAAACAUUCACCACCCACCCCACGCCCCUAAUCCACGAACACGGACACCCGGCCCUCGCCCCCUUCCUCGGCCGAGACUUUAUCGGCCAGAGUGGAGUGCAAGAGUAUUUUACGACUAUGGGUGGGUUGUUAGGCAUCAGGGGGAUGAAAUUUGAGGAUGAGGGGGGGUGGGUUGUUUCCUUCCUGGAAGAUAAUAAAAAUGAAGAUGGGGGGAUAAGGGUUGGGGUGGUGGUGCGAGGGUGGGCGAGGUUUUUUGUCAAGGGGGGGAGAAGACAUAAUGGGGAUGGAGAUGGGGAAGGAUGGGAUGAGGGGUUUGUGUAUCGGUUGGUUGUUUGUCCGGAGGAGAGUCCUGAAGAGGGAGAUGGGGAUGGGGAGUGGAAGGUACAGGAGUAUCGGGUUUGGGCGGAUACGGGGGCGGCGUAUUUGGCGUUGAGGGGGGAGUUGGGGGGGUUGGAGAGGGGGAAGUGA
Messenger RNA from Aspergillus ibericus CBS 121593, 615 nucleotides. RefSeq lists its product as uncharacterized. Lineage: Eukaryota; Fungi; Ascomycota; Eurotiomycetes; Eurotiales; Aspergillaceae. The record is from RefSeq and is a predicted model, not a curated record. The transcript has a single exon. Bases 1 to 615 code for a protein of 204 amino acids.